AGAGUAGCAACAAGACUUGCGUAAUUCACCCUCUCUAACAUCAACAUGUAUCCUAGCAACCAUUCAUUGCCUCGUCAUAGCACUCCCUGAGUUAUUUGAACUUUAAUUGUUCAUCAAACGAGAUAACAGCAACAGUCUGAAUACAUCAGUACCCCAUUAGUAUUCCUAUAUAUAGGUGAAAGAACAAAAUAGCCGCGUAUAAUAGUUUAGGACACAAACCUAUCGUUAAUUUUGAAUGCAAAUCAAGUAAUAAGUAUAAGAGACUCCAAAAAAUUGAACUUUAACUUUACUCAAUGCCUUUAACACUGAAUGACAAGAAUGAGUCCAGAAGAAAUUCAAGGACUGAAAAUCGAGAGGUGUAUAACUCAUCUGAUUUGUUAUCGAAACCUUUUCUAAGUAAUGAUUGUCAAUUACCGGAAAAUAUUAUCGAACUUCACCACUCAUUCGGAUAUGACUGCCGCUUGCAUUUCAAUCUAGAGGUAGCCGAUGAGAACACACUUCUAUUCAUUUCUGGCAAUCUGAUCCAUAUUUUCAAUGUCCAGACAAGAGAGAUGAAGUUCCGACGCUCAGCAGGAGGAGGUGGUCUGGGACACAUUUCGAGCAACAAGAAUGAAAAAUACUCGGAUCACAUUGCUGUCGCAGAGAAGGGAGUUUCUCCUUUAAUUAUAAUUUAUCGAUGGCCUCAUUGGGAUGUUAUCUCUGUUUUGAAAGGAGGAGCACUCAGAGAGUAUACUUGUCUCGAUUUCAAUCCAGAUGGAACAUUGCUAGCCUCUCAAGGUGGAUCUCCUGAUUACCUGCUCACCAUUUGGGACUGGAAAAAUAGCAGUAUUAUUUUAUCAGUUAAAUCGCAUGAUGAUCCUGUAUUCAAUGUGAAAUUUUCUCAUUACGUUCCUGGCGAACUUGUCACUAGCGGUGCGGGACACGUCAAAUUUUGGAAAAUGUUGCGUACCUUCAGCGGUCUAAAGAUCAUUGGGAAGCUUGGCAGAUUCGGAAAAACAGAGACCUCUGAUAUUAUCGGAGUCUAUCCAAUGCCCAACAAUUAUACACUAACAGGUUGUAGCUGGGGUAAUAUGCUUUUAUGGGAAGAUGAUGUCAUCAAACUGGAAAUCACAAGGAAGGGGAGGAAACCAUGUCACUCUGGUCCAAUUGUUCAGUUCAGAUACUAUCAUGAGUCAAGAGAGCUGACAUCUAUCAGUAUUGGCGAUUUUAUAAAGGUUUGGAACUUCACUGCUGUUGAGUCAUUUUAUCCGGCAGAGGAUGAAAAAUUUAUGGAGAUGAAGCCUAUUUAUGAGAUUCAAAUCAAAGACAAAUUCUCUGUUGCGCAUUUCUACUCAAUGGCCAAGAGGAGCGGAAAGGAAAACCGAAAAAUUCAAAACUGGUUCGGUCAGGAUUUAAAUGGAGGUAUUUGGGAUGUUGAUAUUUCUAUUUCUAGAAAUGUCAAAGAUCCAAAAAAACUCUACUGGUGUCAUGCGAAAUCAGUGUCCGAUAUUGCAGCAUCUCCUCAUGGUUAUUAUCUUGCGAGUUUGGGAGAAGAUGGUCGACUUUACAUUUAUGAUGUCCAAGCUAAGAAAGUAAUUAUCAUCAAGCAUUUUCCUACACCAGGUUACUGUCUCAAUUGGCUACCUCUACACGUGGCCAAGAGCGGAUCCAUUAUUGUGGCAGGAUUUGGUGAUGGCUCUUUGAAAGUUUUGAUUGCCAACAUUCAAAAGCAAAUAAUCUGUGAGGAGGACAACAAUUUUGACUGGAUAACAGUAAUACAGAUGAGUAAACCACACCUAAGCACUGUUUCCAAAAUCGCUCUCAAUUCAAGCGGAACUCUGCUAGUGAGUGGCAGUCGAGACUCAACAAUAUUCAUUUUUGAAGUUUUAAGAGAUGAACACGUCGAUGUGACUCUACAACCCGUUGGUUUUGUAGCAAUUCCUGAGCCUGUGACCUCCCUGAGUGUAAAUCCUAUGCAAGAUAAUGUAAUUUUGGUCGGUUGCGAGAGGCAGAGGCUACUAGAGGUUGAACUCCCCAAGAAAACCCAAGAGUGUGAUACUCAAGAAUCUUAUAAACUGGAAUGUUAUAUUGAAGACCUCACCGCUAAUUUUCCAACAGCAGAAACAAACAGGAAAGACGAAAAAUUCAAGGUCGUAAAUGCUUCUUACAAGAGAUCAGGAACUAUCUGGUUCUGUCUGGAAAAGAGCGACCCUUGUUGCAUUUUUGAAUUCAAGAAAGACACCACCGAAUCCUUUAAUACCAUUCUGAUUCCUGACACAAAAGCUGCCAGUCUAUCCUGUUUUCAACUUUUGAACUCAGAAGAAUUGUUAUUUUUUGCCUUCAACAAUGGGAAAAUUCGAGUGACGGAAACAGAUGUUGACCAGAGCGAUUUCUCAAAAUUCUGGGAACUUUCAAUGCAUGACAACUUCAAUGGACUGAUUCCAAAGCUUUGCUUGAGUCACGACCAGCGAUUUCUCUUCAGUUGUGGGAGCGAUGGCAACAUAUUUGCUUACACAUUGAAUUGUUGCAGUGAAUAUUUCACAGAAUACAAGCCUCUUCCCUCCACUUACAUUGAGCCUCUAUUCACCGCAAUAGAUGAGUAUGAAGAUUUAAUAUACAGCUUAGAGGAGAGAAAGCAGAAUUUAAAACAAGAUAAAAUACUAGAAGCAAUCAACAAGAGAAAAGCAGAUACUCGUAAGACUCUUGCCAAUCUGAAAUUGCAGUAUGAAGACCUUCUUAAACGGAAUUCCAAACUAUCUGACUCUCACCAACUUCCACGUCCUGUUCUUGAGUUAGAUGAAAGGAUCACCAACUAUAUCCAGUUGAAAAUCCAAAAUGAAAUGAAUUUACUGAAUGAGAAAAUGGCGUAUGAUAUUGAGAGGAGCCAGCUUGGUCUUAAAAAAGUUCGAGAUUAUUUCAUAGAUCCAGUUCAGCACUUCCUCAUCACCAUUUCAGCAUUGAGAAUUGACCAAACAAUAAUGACUUUUUCUCUGAGAAAAUUAGGCUCUGAUUUUGAGAAACUUUAUCAAGAAGUGAAAAUACAGCGAGGUGAAGAAAUUCACGUUCAAAUGGAGAGAGAUUUCAGAAUGGACCAGAUGAUUAUGCGAAAGCAGGCGUCAUUCAAAUUUGAGCAGAUGGAUGUUGAUUUGCAGCCAAAAUUGGUAGCUGUUGAAUCAUUUUUGAAAGAUGUGGAGCAAUUGUUAGUCAAGUUACCUUUGAAAACACGAAGACUACUGGAUCGGUAUCAACGCAAGAAAUCCGAAAGAGAAUCACGUGAAAAAAAGUGGCACAAGCUGUUACGAGACAAACCAGAUGGAAGCUCACUUGAUCCGAAGGACGUUGCCUUGUUGGAAGAAGCUGGAAAAAAAAUUGGAGACUACAAACUCAAAACUGCCAAAGAUUACGAAGUUCCAAGGCAAUUUUGCAAGACAGUACUGCAGCAGUUUUUAAUGGUGCUUGAAUGCAAAUUGGAGAUUUUUAGAUUGAAAAAUGAUUUCAACACAAGUGUUUUAGCUCUUAGAAGAGAAAAAUUGCAGUGCAUCACAGCAUUAUGGAAGUAUCAUAAAAAAUUGACAAAACUGAAUGAAGAGCUACCUCCUGAGUAUGAGAAGAUUCUAUCGCCUGUGCCAGAAAUCAAUGUUUCUCUGGAAUACCCAGACAGAGAUUUUCAGGAGGAUCCCCAGGAACUUUUUUCCCCGGACCCUGAGUCCUAUGUUGUGUCCUCUUCGUCUGAUGAAGAGUUUGUAGCUGAAGAGUCAAUUACCGGUCAAGGGCCUGCUAGCAAGGAUAAGACUCCGCUUGUGUGGCAAGAUCAUAUCUCAUCUAAAUUGCCAAAAAAUUAUGCAGAUGUAAUGAAUGAUGAAUUCUAUCCAAAUUUGGACCCCAAAAAUGAAACUUUGGUCAGGCUCCUAAAGAAGCAGGCAACUCUUAUGAAGAAAUCAGAGCAGGUUAUCUCAAAAUUUGAUGGAAAGUUAGAGAGCCUAGCUGAAGAAAGAGUAAAGCUCUCCGUGGACAUCAUUUUCAAGGAGCUUUACCUACUCACCUUGAAUCAAGAAUUAAUCAUCAUCAAGAAAUACGAAAACCGAGAAAAUGAAGGUCUUGCAGAUGUCGUGCGCAAGUUAGAAGAAAAAAGCAAGGAACAAGAUCUUAUAGAAGAACUUUGUCUGCGGAUUGAGGAUAAACUCCAAGAACUCAAGUCAAUGCAAGAUGAUGGUCUGAGAAUGACGAAAACUUUCUAUGAAACCAUUGAAGACGCCAAACACGCCAAGUAUCUUAAGAGAAUUUUCUCCAAAAAACAUGCCUCCAGAAAAGCAUCUAGCGAAGGAGGAAUUCUAAGGGAUAGUCUACUUUCAUCUUCAUCUGGGAGUUCAGAAUCUGAGUUAGAAUUUGAUUUCCCAGCUUCAUCGAGUAGAAGCCUCAGCUGCUACAGCACGGGUAAAAACUGUCCUGCAAGCUGCGAGUUGGAACUGUACCAACUAGCCCAUUCCUCUCAUUUAAAACGACGUGAAAUUAAACAUUCCAUGAAGAAGAAAAAAGAAGAAAUUGAUUCAAUGAAGAUAAAAUUAGAAAGCCUUGAGAACAAAGUGCGCCUUAUUGAAAAUGAAUUACAGCUUAAUGAAAAUAAAUUGAAAGAUGUUCGGCGAGAGAAGCAAAAAGAGUUAAAUCAAGUUGAAACAGUAGUGGUUCUAAAUUUAGAUCAACUGUGUCACUUUCGAUCUUCAGCUGAGUUGGAGGAUCUUGCGAACACUGUAUUGUUUCCACGGACCGAGUGGGAAAGGUUGCAUUCAAGAUUGAACGAACUGAAAGACGAGACUGAAAACAUCAAUGUGGAGGGAAGGAGAAAGCAAACACAUCUGCACAGACUGAACCUAGAUUGCAAGAAAAUGAAGGAAGAAAUUGCUGAACUAACCGCAAAAAUUUCCGAGACGAUCAUAACCAAGUUUGGACAGGCAGUAGACGUGGACUCUUUAGAAGAGAUAGUUCUGCGAAGGCUUUUGGGUGAAAUUAGAUCCACUCUACCAGAGGUGGAAGAGGAGAUGUGGAAAGAAAAAGAACUGAAAUUGGAUAAUCUAAGAAGGAAGGAGGAGUUGUUGACGGCUUUGACCAAGAAAAACACGGAGAAAGCGGAACUACUUACUACUCUAGAGGAGGAAUAUGGAAAACUGAAACAUACGAUUGAUAAACAAGAAUACUUGAAGAACACCAAGAGUGUGAAAAUUGGAGACGAGUGGCGAGAUGACAUCAAUAAACUGAUGAAAAUAAGAAACCAUUUAAAUCUAAAGCAAGAAAUUCUCCAAAACGAGAUCAGGAGCUUGAGUUUCAAGGGUCGACCACUUCCUCCAAUCGUUAGUCCUCCUCCACCUAAAAUCGAAGAUUCGGACGAUGGUCUGUCCAAGGCGAUUCCUAGCUCUCUUCCCUGCAUUGAUAGAACACUGAAGAAACAAUCCAAAAAAGUCUUACUGCCGACAAAUAUGGAGGACAAUCUUCAGGAGUGGCUCCUUGACAAAAUCGAAGCGAUAAUCGCACUUUUGGACUCGCCCUCCUCUUUCAAGGACCUGGUCAUCAAGCAGCUUAUUGAUGAUUUGGCCAGUGCGAUUGAAAGUAGCAGUGUAAAAGAGGACUUCGUUUUGCUGUCGAAAGAAACACUAGAAACAAUUCUGGAGAUGAUUCAGGUGGAGAUUGCCCCUCAGACGCCUUCUAGAGCAUCAAUGGAGAAGCUCAUCAAAGAGACCCUUCAAUCGCUGUAUAGGUCAAAAAUUGCCGUUGUCAAAAAAGUGCCUCUGGGAUCUGAGGAGCUGAAAUACGAAGAAGAGCUGGACAGAACAUCUGCAGCAAUUGUGGAGUCCACACUUAAAAGCGUCUUGGAACGCAUGAGGAGAAACUCAGCUCCUCCAAGCCUUGAUUCAACAAGUUGAGUGGAAAGUUGUUGCCAAAAGUGCUCAGUUAGAUGAGCUGCUUAUUGAGCUCUUAACGCUCCUUCAUCAAAUGACUUUCAUUGAUGACUUCUAGGUUAAAAAAGCUGGUAAUAACCAAAUACCGAUCCCUUCUCCAAAAAGAAAAAAAGAAUCAAGAGACAGAAAUAACUUGUGAAAAGAUGAUGAAUUCAAUGAGUCAAAUUAAAUUCUUUUUAAAAGUUUUAUAUUAUUUUUUUAACGCCUUUCUUAAUAUGAUACAAUUACUGUACAAUUUUACAAUCUUUUAGAUAAUAAUCUAAAUAAUGACUAUUCACAAAACAAAAAAUAUAAGGUACCAGUUGAAAUAAAGCCAGAGCUUUGGAGGAUAUUUGCGUUGAGGAGAACUAUUCCUACUUCCUUUCUAGUCCAAGAAGAAUUGCUCCGCUUCAAUUUCUUAUUGAAACAGAGCAAAGCAUGCACCUACAUUUUCCUCUUGGGAGAUGAAGACAAAAUACUUAAGCCAUAUAUUUAUUCCAAAUACCACAUUCAUAUAUGAAGGGUAUAGUAUUUUCUCAGAACUUUCAAUUGAGGCUAUUCGUUUUGUAAGAUACUUAAACAAAGAGGAAAAUCAACAGUAGGUUGAUCUAAAAGACAGUGAGAACUCUUGGGUUAAAUUUUGAACACCAAAAGCAAAAAGCAAAUAAAUAUAAGCAGCAUCCCCAUUUGCAAACUAGACUUCAUCAAAUUAUUGUAUUUCAGUUACAUUAACUCUUUUAAAUAAAAUAUAAAAUGGAGAAA
Bemisia tabaci is the source of this 6671-nucleotide messenger RNA. Its product is annotated as cilia- and flagella-associated protein 44. The record is from RefSeq and is a predicted model, not a curated record. Lineage: Eukaryota; Metazoa; Arthropoda; Insecta; Hemiptera; Aleyrodidae. Gene Ontology annotation, molecular function: protein binding.